Molecule: messenger RNA, 639 nt
Organism: Huiozyma naganishii CBS 8797
Lineage: Eukaryota; Fungi; Ascomycota; Saccharomycetes; Saccharomycetales; Saccharomycetaceae
Gene: RIB3
Product: 3,4-dihydroxy-2-butanone-4-phosphate synthase RIB3
Exons: 1
Coding region: 1-639 (212 amino acids)
Biological process (GO): riboflavin biosynthetic process; aerobic respiration
Cellular component (GO): mitochondrial intermembrane space; cytosol
Molecular function (GO): 3,4-dihydroxy-2-butanone-4-phosphate synthase activity
Source: RefSeq, a predicted model, not a curated record
AUGACCAACAGUAAUUUCAUGCCAAUUGAAGAGGUGAUCCCUCAUUUCAAGCAGAACAAGUUUGUCAUAGUGAUGGAUGACGACAGCCGUGAAAACGAGGGCGACUUGAUCUGUGCCGCUGCUAACAUCACUGCAAAGGAAAUGGCAUUUCUAGUGCGCUACUCGUCAGGGUACGUGUGUGCCCCGAUGAGCAACGAAUUGGCUGACCAUUUGGACUUGCCCCUGCUAAGACAGAGCGUGAAGUGCGUUUCCAACGCGGAUGACAGACAUGGGACCGCAUACACUAUUACCGUGGAUGUCGCCGAGGGGACCACCACUGGUAUUUCUGCACACGACAGGGCUCUCACUUGCAAAUCGUUGAGUACCCCUGGUGCCAAGGCCACGGAUUUUUUGAAACCGGGCCACAUCUGCCCACUAAGAGCAGCGGACAACGGUGUUUUGGAGAGAAGGGGCCACACAGAGGCCUCUGUAGACUUGUGUAAGCUUGCGGGCUUGCCACCAGUGGGUGUGAUUGGUGAAUUGGUCAAGGACUCUGACGGGUCAAUGAUGAGGUUGGCAGACUGUGUCGAAUUCGGGAAGGAGCACGGUAUCCCGCUAAUCUCCAUCGAGGAAUUGGCAGAAUACUUGAAGAGCCAUUAA